This is a messenger RNA of Tigriopus californicus, 849 nucleotides long. RefSeq names its product EEF1A lysine methyltransferase 1-like. Bases 1 to 708 code for a protein of 235 amino acids. Gene Ontology annotation, molecular function: protein-lysine N-methyltransferase activity; nucleic acid binding. The transcript has 3 exons. NCBI's taxonomy places the organism in Eukaryota, Metazoa, Arthropoda, Copepoda, Harpacticoida, Harpacticidae. Gene Ontology annotation, biological process: methylation. The record is from RefSeq and is a predicted model, not a curated record.
AUGGCCCUGGAAGGAGACAAUGACGACUUACCAACGUUAUCGGCCGAAACAUUUGCGGCUCUCCAACAGUUCUACAACGAAGAAGAUUCCCGAGAAAAAGCGCGACUCGAUAUCGUCCAGGCAGAUGCUGCCGCACCCGUCGACUACACCACCCUGACCUUUGACGAGGAUUGGCAGUUGAGCCAGUUCUGGUAUGAUGAAGCCACAUCGAAUGCAUUGGCUGACAUAUGCUUGGCUGUGGCCGAAAAUAAUCCGGGGAACGACCCGACGAGGAUCGCUUGCCUCUCUUGUCCAACGCUCUUUUUGGCGUUGAAGAAACGGCACCCUCAACUAAGCAAUGUGAUUCUGUUUGAGUUUGACAAACGCUUCUCGAAAUUGGGUCAAGACUUCACCUUCUACGACUAUAAAUCUCCGCUGGAUGUGCCGCGUGAAUGGAGGGAGUAUUUUGAUCUGGUGGUGGCGGAUCCCCCGUUCCUCUCUGGGGAAUGUCUCACUAAAACCGCCGUGACCAUGAAAUUCUUGAGCAAAGGCAAAAUGAUUCUCUGCACAGGUGCAACAAUGGCUGACAUGGCUGAUCGAUUGUUGCAUUUAAAGAAACAGGAGUUCAUACCCGGCCACCGGAAUAAUUUGGCCAACGAGUUCCGCUGUUUCGCCAAUUUCGACAUGAAAGCGAUUACGAACAAAGACGGAGACAACCUGUCAUCUUAGCUAAUAAACGACCUGUCUUCCCACUUUUGAAGAACGCAUGAAUGCGAAUACUUUGUCUUAAUAGGCCUGGUCGUAUGCCGACUGCAUUGUAGGCCUACUCUCUGUCAUCGAACCGACGUAAAGCAAUUCCCAUCACGAAAA